Vicia villosa (hairy vetch) is the source of this 1182-nucleotide messenger RNA. RefSeq lists its product as uncharacterized. Lineage: Eukaryota; Viridiplantae; Streptophyta; Magnoliopsida; Fabales; Fabaceae. The record is from RefSeq and is a predicted model, not a curated record. The transcript has a single exon. The coding region runs from base 1 to 1182 and encodes 393 amino acids.
AUGCGUAGGGAAAGCUGUAGAAGUUUCGAUCUCUCCGAGGAGGAACAACAGGGGAAAACGUUUCAGUUUGCGCGAUUCAUUGACAUGGAAGAUGGUAGGUUGUUCGCGGUCAAGCUCGACAACAUAAUGAUAGCAGAGAGGAAGAUUCACGCCAAUCUUCCUCGUUUCCAAAGGGGGUCGUUAGGUGGUGUUUCGGGGUUCACAACCCAGCGAGGCGACGGAGGGGAUGCAAAAGGGGUUAAGGAGGCGGAGGUGAGGAGUCGCAGAGAUGGUCAGGCUUCCAGGAGGGGUCACAGAUCUUUUGCGGAGGUGGUUGGGGGAGGUUUGGGUAUAUCAGUUGUUCCUGGGGAUCUGUCCUCUUCUUUGUGUUUCAAGUCUGAGGAUGAAGACAAGAAGAGGUUCCUGAAAGCUUAUGUUGGGAGAGUCCUAAUCCCAAGGUCAGCUUACAAUUUACAAUCCUACUUGGAGAUGGAGGGUGUUUAUGUUAUGAGGGUCACUUCGUUGGGAGGGGAUGUCUGUUUGUUGGAGGAUAGGGAGGCGGCUUUUAUCGAAGAUUUGAUCGCAGAAGGUGAAUCAUGGUGGAAAAGUUGGUUCUCCGAUAUUAAGAAGUGGGAGGAGGGAAUGAUUGGAGAGAGUAGGGACGUUUGGCUGAGAAUUUUUGGUAUUCCUGCUCAUGUAUGGAAGUCUAAUUUCUUUGUGGCUUUAGCGGAGGUGUGGGGGAAGUUCAUAUGCGUGGACGAGAGAACUGCGAAAGGUGAUGUUUUUGAUGUAGCAAGGAUAAUGGUAAAGAUUAACUUUGAUCUAUUAAUCCCUGAAUUUUUCCAUGUUAACAUCAAUGGUAAGUUGUUCAAAUUGGUGGUUCGAGAGGAUGCUCUAGGGCUGUUUCGUAGUAGUAUUGAGCCGUCGGGUAUCGUGGAUUCUGAUUCUUCAUCUGCAGAAACCGAUAGAAUAUGGCAGGAUGGUAAUGGUGCUGAAGAUGAGGAUCUUGUUACACAAAUCUCAAACGACUCCAUUCAACAGUUUUCUUCGAAGGGUAGUUUGAACAAUGGUGGAGGUGUUCAGCUCUGUGAUCCAGAAGUUAAAAUUAAGGGAGGAACGGUGGAUAGUCAAGUCUCAUCUUCGAUUCCGGUUGCUAAUAGCCCUGCCGAUGGGAAGGAUACUGAGUUUGGAAGCUUCGAUUAG